Megalobrama amblycephala (Wuchang bream) is the source of this 1675-nucleotide messenger RNA. RefSeq names its product 5-hydroxytryptamine receptor 3A-like. The record is from RefSeq and is a predicted model, not a curated record. Gene Ontology annotation, molecular function: transmembrane signaling receptor activity; extracellular ligand-gated monoatomic ion channel activity; neurotransmitter receptor activity. Gene Ontology annotation, cellular component: synapse; neuron projection; membrane. Gene Ontology annotation, biological process: monoatomic ion transmembrane transport; chemical synaptic transmission; nervous system process. NCBI's taxonomy places the organism in Eukaryota, Metazoa, Chordata, Actinopteri, Cypriniformes, Xenocyprididae. The transcript has 9 exons. Bases 1 to 1374 code for a protein of 457 amino acids.
AUGGCACUAUUAGUGAAAACUACAGGGACUAUUAACUGCUCCGAACCGACUACAGAUGCUCUUUUAGUAGCCCUGAAGGAGAAUAUCUUUGGCAAAACUGAAGUGAGGCCAGUUAUUAACCUGAAAACUCCCACCAACAUCAAUGUAACCUUCACUCUGUAUGGAAUUUUAGAUGUGGAUGAAAAAGCUCAAAUAUUUGAUUCCUUCAUUUGGGUGUAUUUGUUUUGGAAUAUUGAAGGUUUGAGUUGGGAUCCCGUUGAAUGUGGAACAGACAGAAUCUCACUGCCAAGAAAACAACUGUGGAGGCCUGAUAUUGUUAUUAAUGAAUUCAUGGAUGAAAAUAAAGCCCCAGACACAUAUUACCUUUAUGUCGAACAUACUGGUAAGGUAAUGGAUGAUCUUCCAAUUCAUGUGAUCAGUUCCUGCAACAUGGACAUCUACACCUUUCCAUUCGAUAUUCAGAACUGUUCAUUUACUUUUAAUUCAUACAAGCUUAAUGGUAAGUUGUUUAAUCAGAUUGUUCUCAGCCGUCGACCCACCAUGUAUGUGGUGAACCUCCUGAUUCCCAGCUGUUUCCUCAUUGCUGUAGAUCUAUUCAGCUUUCUUCUACCACCUCAGAAUGUGGAUCGUUCUGCCUUCAAAAUGACUCUCAUCUUGGGUUACACUGUGUUCCUGCUGCUAAUGAAUGACCUGCUGCCCGUCACAGGAAACACCUUACCUCUCAUAAAUGUGUUUUUUUCUCUCUGCUUGGCACUGAUGGUGGCCAGUCUUCUGGAGACAAUUCUUAUUGUAAAUAUUCAGUGUGGCUCCAGUUACUAUGGACCGUUACCUCAAUGGGCCAGGGUGCUUUUCCUCAACUACCUUGCUAAACUUGUUUUUUUAAGCAAGAAAUGCAGUGACCAAAACUGUGAUCCUGAAGGGAAGUGCAGAGAGUUCCUCAGGGCAGGGGCUCGAGCCCCCAAAGCACCACUCACCCCCCACCCCCCUCUGCACAUGCCUGUUUCCAUAUGUCAUUUAAGAGUAUUCUAUCUAUGUAUAAAAAAAAUUAUUUCAAAAAUUUCUCUUGUACCUGUAGAGCACAGAACUGAGACCACACGCUGUGAUCCCGUAGUUGAUGCUUCUCAGAGCGAAGCGGUCUAUAAGACAUCUCCUACUCUUCAGGAACUGAGGAAGAUAAGCCACGAGUUACUAUCCAUCCGUCAGCAGGUCAAUAAACAUUUUAAAACUGAUGAGAGCGCAGAUGAGUGGGUACAUUUGGGUCAAGUCAUUGACCGCUUGCUUUUUGGGCUGUAUGUUAUCUUUCUCUCAGUGAGUUUCAUUACUAUUUUUACCAUUUGGCUGUCCUGGUACAACAAAAAUGCAUACUUGACAUAAAUGAACAACAUGAAAAUAAGUGCUGUUGAGUGUAUAUGAUCACUGAACCUAUAAAAACAAGUUGCCAUUUAUUAAAUUAAAUAGUCUAUAAUGCAGAUUUUCUGUCAAUGUUAAGUUCUGUACUUCUGUAUUUGUUUUUAUUGUUUUUUGUAAUCCAACUGAUUAAUCAGCAUAAAUGCAUGUUGUAAGAUGUUUAUUAGGUAUAAAGUUUAGUAAGUUAUGGUAGAAGAACUGCUUCAAGAAACAGUUUUUGGUCUUUUGAGAAAUCACUCGUUGGUUGGAGAAUUUUUUUAUAUUAACA